GCGCCGUGGCAAGCUCCUGCGGCUUCUCCACCCGCCCGGACACGUCUCGACAAGGGCCGGGCUAACCGCAUCGACGCUUGCUCCACUGAGGCGGCCAACUGCCGUCCUGUCGUCCAACGGUGGGCUUUGGGCUCGAAUCCUUUCCCUCCCUCCUCCCACUGCCUGCAACCAUCCCCGUCGCUGUCACAACCACACCACACCACCACCUCGACCGCCGGGCAUGCCCGAGCCCGCUGCUGCUGCCGCCCCACGCCAGCGAGCCUUCCGCACAAAGUCGCGCCUGGGCUGCCUCCAGUGCAAGCGCCGCCAUGUCAAAUGCGACGAGCGCCGCCCGCGCUGUGGCCGCUGCGUCGCCGCCGGCUCGGACUGCUCCCUGCAGCUGCUGACUGCCGCCCUCCCGGGCUCCUUUGCCGUGCGGCCGGCCACGUCCGGUGCCGGGGCCGGGGCUGGACUCGGUGGUGGCAAACGGCCGGCCGUGCCUUCCUCCUCUGUCUCCUCCUCCGCCUCCUCCAGCAGAUCCAGCCCACGAACAGACCUCAUCUCGGGCUCCAUCAGGCCGCAGUGCGACACGCGCCUGACGGCCCUCGAGGCCGCCUACUUCGACGUCUUCCGCCGGCGCACCGUGCACAACAUGGUCGUCCAGGGCCAGAGCCUGGACCUCUGGACCCGCGUCGUGCCGCGCGAGGGCAUGCGCAACCCGUGCAUCCGCGCCUGCAUCCUCGGCCUCGGCGCCCUCGACUGUGCCCGGCAGGAUGCUGCUGCUGCCGCCGCCGCGUCUGCCACGCUCACUCCGUCUCCGAGUCCUGUCUCGAGUCCUGUCUCGAGUCCUGUCUCGAGUAGUAGUGGGAGUCCCGGAUUCUCAGCCACCAACAACAACAGCAAGGACGACGACGACGACAGCAGACCAGUCGAGCUACCCCUGUGCGCGGCCACCUCACCAUCACGCCUCAGCGUCCACCACACCCGCGCGACGCGGUAUUACAUCCAGGCCCUCGCGUACAUGCGGCAGCUGCUCGCGGCGGGCCACGACAGCAAGGCCGUCGAGUCGCAGGCCCGCACGAUCCUGAUUGCCAGCAUCCUCUUUGUCGCGUACGAGGCCCUGCAGGGUAACAUCGACACGGUGGACCAGCUGCUCGCUACCGCGGUGCUGGCGCUCAAGGGCCGGCUGUCGAGCUUGUCUGCCGCGGCGCCGGCUCGGGACUCAGACGAAGUGGUUCGGGGGCCAGAUGACGCACGAAAGGUGCGGUCCGGGGCGACGGCGAGGAAGCCGACACCCAAGAUAGCAGCCGCCGUCGACGACGCCGGCGUCGAGGAGGCCGAGUUCUUCCUGCCCCGCGUCGCCGUGAUCCGCGGCUUCUGUGCCCCAAACUACCCGGCCUUCCCGCCGCCGCAGCUCGAGGCCCUCUGGACGGUGCCGCUGGACCUCAAGGCCGGUGUCCCGGCGCUCAACGCCAGCCUGGCCGAGAUUAUCCGCGCCUACGAGAAGACCAUGACGGCCGUGACGACCUGGUUCUUUGCCAUCCACCGGCUCGUCGUCAUCGAGCAGCACCCGCCCACGCCGCGGGCCGUGGACGAGCAGAACCAGCUCGUCGCGCUGUUCCGGGGCUGGCUGGCCCUGCUCAAGCACCGCCUCGCGAGCAUCAACAGCAGUCUCACUACGACGACGAGCAAGACCGAGAGCGACGACGACGACGAUCACGAAGAUCACGAGACUGCAGACACCCAAGCCCAGCGGCAGCAGCACCAGCAGACCCGACGCAUGCUCCUCGUCUACCAGAUCGGGGGCUCCCUCGCGCUCGUGCACUCGAUGGCGGCGCUGGACCCGACGGAGCGCAUGUGGGACGUGCUGGCCGAGCAGUGCCGCGAGACGUGCUCGCUGAUUGAGAACCUGCUCGACGAGCUGGACCGCCAGGAGCAGCAGCAGAAACGCCACGACAGCAGCAACAACAACAACAAAAACAAUAACAAAACCACCGCCGCCACCCCGAUCCGCCGCAUGUUUGACGACCAGCUGCUCCCCAUCGUGCACGGCUUCACCGCGCGCUGCCGGUACCGCGACGUCCGGGACCGGGGCUUCGCGCUGUACCGCCGGCUCGUGCGCCGCCACGGCAGCGAGUGGGACAGCAAGACGGCCGUGAUCCGGACCGAGGCCGCCUGCGCCCUCGAGGAGGCCGGGCGGGACCCGGCCACGGGCGAGAUCCCCCUCGACCGGCGGUACAUCUGGAUGGGCGCGCGGUGGAAGGGCGACGACUACUCGGCCCUCGUGGUCACGCUGCGCAACAUGCGGACCCGCAGGGACGAGGUGGUCGUGGUCGACCGCGGAGGCGAGUUUGACCGGCUGGUCGGCGGGAGGAGGACGACAAGGACGUGAAUUAUGUGUGUCGGAUAUACCCACUUUUUGAUAUUUCUUCUGCUGAUGAAUCUAUUAUGCCAAACCUACAAUUACCAGACGCCUUGAAUGCAGCUUAUUCCUCUGUCCGCCCAAUCACUUCCCAAACGGCCAGAGCUUCGCCCCGACACCAUACACGCCGCUGGCCACCCACCCGGCCGUCCUCUUGGUCGCCCGGAAUACCGUCACGACCAAACCCCCGGGCAGCGAGAUGAUGUCCCAGACCCCGCGGGCCAGGUAGCUCGUGUUCUCGUGCGCGGUGCCGGCGACCCACUGCACGUCGGCA
Microdochium trichocladiopsis is the source of this 2675-nucleotide messenger RNA. RefSeq lists its product as uncharacterized. NCBI's taxonomy places the organism in Eukaryota, Fungi, Ascomycota, Sordariomycetes, Xylariales, Microdochiaceae. The transcript is spliced from 2 exons. Bases 221 to 2371 code for a protein of 716 amino acids. The record is from RefSeq and is a predicted model, not a curated record. Gene Ontology annotation, biological process: regulation of DNA-templated transcription. Gene Ontology annotation, molecular function: DNA-binding transcription factor activity, RNA polymerase II-specific; zinc ion binding.